Rubroshorea leprosula is the source of this 1259-nucleotide messenger RNA. NCBI's taxonomy places the organism in Eukaryota, Viridiplantae, Streptophyta, Magnoliopsida, Malvales, Dipterocarpaceae. The record is from the annotation of a GenBank genome assembly.
CAAAUUGUCAAAAAUUUAACAGAUCCUAUAAUGAACAAAUUCUCCACAUUUCUGAUUACCAAAAUCUUUGAAGUUCAAAAUAUAGAAAACACAAAUAUCAAACUAUGGACAUAAAAAUGCAAACUCACAAAAAACAAAGGUGAAAAGAAAACCUACAGGGUUUUGAAAUAUAUGCCACUACUAUCCAAAAUUUUCUCACUGGAAUGAGCUCAAAUGAUAAACAGAUUUCUGGUUCUCGUUUGAGUGCUCUGCAGGGAAUGGAUUUGGGGAAUUGCUUGAGCACCAGUUAAUUCUUCUGCAAGAUCAAUCUGUUUUCUUCGAUUCAUGAAGGGGCCUUUCUGCACUCCGUACAGAAAAUGCCUUCUCACCCCCAGAAAUACACCUCAAAAGCUGUUUAGAGCACACAUCUUGUGCUUGUGUAACGUUCUUCAUCCGGUUGGCUCUCACCCAAGCAGGUUCCUGUCAAGAAACAUAUGUCCAUAGUUCUCAAAUCGGACAGAUUCAGCUCUAAACUGGGUCAUAUUUAAACCACUGAAAAAAUGAAUGGAUGUGAACCAAUUAGUGACCUUUAUAUCAGGCUAGAGUAAGAGAUGAUCACCUCAGGAACAAAGCGGGAAAACCCAAAUUUUAUUAGCAGCAGGACAUGUUCCAUGAUAAGAAUUGCAGCAAGACCAGGCUCGAUUUUCCAUUUCCCUUCCUGGUCGUAUAACCACACUAGAAGUGCAGAGUUGGUGCAUAUUGCCAUCAUUAUGAGGAACUGAUAUUCUUGUCAUACAUGCAUCAGUGAAGAUAAUGAUAAAGAGUUGAAUAUCAAAAAAAUAAACAUGGAUGAGCAGUUGCUUAUAUUCCAGUUAUUAACAAGAACCACUUCAUGGAUAAUAUAAAUUUAAGAAAGCAGCAAUGAUUUUUCCAGUUUGUGGAGAAGGAAGCAUUGGAAGGUUCCUACCCCAUUCUUUCUUCAUGAUUCCUCAUGAGGAGAGCUUUUCACCUAAGUUUUUUAUGUUUUUUUGACAUUAUUGUUAUUAUUAAUUAUCAAAAUCCCAAUUCUCCUGUUGUGGCUGCAAUUGAGUCCCAGGCUUUGCAGCUACUCAUGAAUCCAGGGCCUGUAUAAUAGGCCAUUGCUUUUCUAGCCCUAAGAACAAAGUUUCAGAUAUUUAGUAAGAACAUUUUGCAAUUUCAGUACGUCCAAUCAUUAUCUGUUCCAUUAGUUUGGUUUAGCAGUGGCCAUAAUAAUUACUAAAUACAUAUGCAAGGCUCAU